GGCCCCGCCGGCCUGGAGGAGCAGCGCCGGAGCCUGCCCAUCUUCGGGGCCCGAGGCCCGCUGCUCGACCACCUCCGGACCGCCACCAGCGCCGUGCUCAUCGGAGAGACGGGCUCCGGGAAGACUACGCAGCUCCCGCAGUACCUGUACGAAGCGGGCAUCGGGCGCCAGGGCGUCAUUGCCGUGACCCAGCCGCGCCGCGUGGCCGCCAUCUCCCUGGCCGCCAGAGUCUCGGAGGAGAAGAGGACCGAGCUGGGGAAGCUGGUGGGCUACACGGUGCGCUUCGACGACGUGACGUCGGAGGCGACGCGGAUCAAGUUCCUGACGGACGGGAUGCUGCUGCGCGAGGCCGUGGCCGACCCCCUGCUGCGCCGCUACAGCUGCGUCCUCCUGGACGAGGCCCACGAGCGCACGGUCCACACCGACGUGCUCUUCGGGGUCGUCAAGGCCGCGCAGAAGAAGCGGAGGGAGCUGGGCAAGCUGCCCCUGAAGGUCAUCGUCAUGUCGGCCACCAUGGACGUCGACCAGUUCUCCCAGUAUUUCGGCGGCGCCCCCGUCCUCUACCUGGAGGGCCGGCAGCAUCCCAUCCAGAUCUUCUACACCAAGCAGCCCCAGAGUGACUACCUCCAGGCAGCCCUCGUCUCCGUCUUCCAGAUUCACCAGGAGGCCCCCUCCUCCCAGGACAUCCUGGUUUUCCUGACGGGCCAGGAGGAGAUCGAGGCCAUGAGCAAAACCUGCCGGGACAUCGCCAAGCAGCUUCCGGACGGCUGUCCUCCGCUGCUGGUGCUGCCCCUGUAUGCCUCCCUUCCCUACUCGCAGCAACUGAGGGUCUUCCAGGGGGCCCCAAAGGGCUCUCGCAAAGUGAUCAUCUCCACCAACAUCGCCGAAACCUCCAUCACCAUCGCCGGAAUCAAAUUCGUGAUCGACACGGGCAUGGUGAAAGCCAGGAAGUACAGCCCCGGCAGCGGCCUCGAGGUGCUGGCGGUGCAGCGGGUGUCCAAAGCCCAGGCCUGGCAGCGGGCCGGCCGGGCGGGCCGGGAGGACAGCGGCCUCUGCUACCGGCUCUACACGGAGGAUGAGUUCGAGAAGUUCGACAGGAUGACCGUCCCGGAGAUCCAAAGGUGUAACCUGGCUAGCGUGGUGCUGCAGCUCCUCGCCCUGAGGAUCCCGAAUGUCCUCACCUUCGAUUUCAUGUCAAAGCCGUCCCCAGAUCACAUCCAGGCGGCCGUCGACCAGCUGGACCUGCUGGGGGCCCUAGACCGGAAGGAUGAGCAGCUGACCCUCACCCCCAUCGGGAGGAAGAUGGCAGCCUUUCCCCUGGAGCCCAAGUUUGCCAAAACCAUCCUCCUGGCCCCCAAAUUCCACUGCACGGAAGAGAUCCUGACCAUCAUCUCCCUGCUGGCCGUGGACAGCGUCCUCUACAACCCCCCGGCCCGGCGGGACGAGGUGCAGGCCGUCCGCAGGAAGUUCAUUUCCAGCGAGGGCGACCACAUCACCCUGCUGAACGUUUACCGGUCCUUCAGAAGCGUGGGCGGCAGCAAGGAAUGGUGCAGAGAGAACUUCGUCAACGGCAAGAACGUGUCGCUGGCGGCCGAAGUCCGAGCCCAGCUCCGGGACAUCUGCGUAAAGCUGUCCGUGCCCCUGGAGUCGUGUCGCGGGGACACGGGGAGCGUCCGCCGCUGCCUGGCCCACAGCCUCUUCAUGCACGCGGCCGAGCUGCAGCCGGACGGCACCUACGCCACGGUGGACUCGCAUCAGCCCGUGGCCAUCCACCCCUCCUCCGUCCUGUUCCACUGCAAGCCGGCCUGCGUCACCUACAACACGCUGCUCCACACCAACCGCUGCUACAUGCGGGACCUGUGCGUCGUCGACGCCGACUGGCUGUACGACGCCGCGCCCGAGUACUUCCGCAGGAAGCUGCGGGCCGCCCGCAACUGACUGCCGUCGGCGGGACCCUCACCCUCCCGGCUUCCCCCCGCCCCGGCUCAGAAACGCCCAGGAGGAGCCGGGCUGGUGCAGGGAUUCGGUUGUGGUGCUGGGGAGGGGCGUGGUGAAAGCGAACGUGGCGUCGGCUGGUGAUGCCUGGCGGGGGACGCCUGGAUUCAUCGGGCUGCUCGGGAAUCCGUUUCCUCCGCAAGCUUCGGCUCCGGGAAACAGGACUCUUGGGGCGUCUUUAGGAAGGGGGUGCUGAUGGCUGCGACCUCCCUGGGUCCCCUCCGGAGAGGGGACGUCAGCUGCUCCCCCAUCUCCCACAGCCCCCAUCAGUUGGUUCCCUCGGCCCAGUAUGCGGGGGGCUGCCGGGGGGCCACCCUGGCAUUCCAGGCCCCCAGAGGAGCCGAGCCCAGUGACCGCUCCUUCCUUCCCAAGGGGGCUGACCAGGCAUUCCAGACCCGCUGGAGCCUUUUCCAGGAACCGGGCACCAUCAGAUCCCGGACCAGUUGCUCCUCAGGAAAUGCGGCGGGGCCGGGAGAAAGCCCCCUCCAACCAGGCUCCCGGCCGUCGGGGCCUACCAGUGGCCAGCGGCUGUGGGGAGCGGGUCUGGAAUCGGGCCGGGCCGCAGUGUGGGCCGAGUACUAUACACCGAGUGCUGGCCGGGGGCCCGGGGCGUCCAGCUGGGAGGGCGUGGGCUGCCGGAGUCCCCGAGCCCCUGCCCCGCAGUGGGUACGAGUCUGAGGGCAGAGACGGGAUCGUGGGCACGCAUCAGGACAGCUCGUGCCAUCCGGCCGCGAGUGUGUGCCGGCCGGCUGGCCGGCCGGCCCGGGUAGAGAGCGCGUCAGCUUCCCCGCCCGAGCUGAUUCGGACCCGUGCCCGCGGGCCCUGCCGUUCACCUUGCCCAAAAUGUCGCUCGUCUCUGCCUCGUACCCUCCUCCGAAACGAUUCCCUUGUGGGAAAGGUGUUCGGAGAGGGAGGAAAAGGGCAACAGGGUCUCUCCGGAGCUUUGUCAGGGGCGUGCAGGAGCACCCUUCACGGGGCCAUUCUGCUGGAGAUGCAGACCGGUGCUGUCCGUUUUCCAGGGUGCUUUUGAGGACACUUCAGAAUUUUUAUCUAAGCUGCUCAGGGAAGAAUUCAGAUGGGCAAAGCCCACUCUGACUCCAUUUAUAAUGACAGGCUGGCCAUUUGUAUGAGUCUGUCAUUAUAACCUGUAUAAACCUCAAGUUGAGCUUUCUUUUUAGACUGCUUUCCUUACUCCUCCGACGGCUUUGGUACCGCAGACCCUGGGGCUGUCCCUGGCUCAGCUGUGCCUUGGGGGUGGUGAGGCCCCCUCACCCCACCCCUCCGCACAAGUCUGCUCACCCCCCUUCCUUCUGCUUCUCUGCGAAAGCACCCCAACUGCAGAAAAAGGCAGUAAAGCACAUUUUGUUCUGUCUUU
This is a messenger RNA of Tachyglossus aculeatus (Australian echidna), 3370 nucleotides long. It is a transcript of the gene DHX33, whose product is annotated as DEAH-box helicase 33. Bases 334 to 1938 code for a protein of 534 amino acids. Lineage: Eukaryota; Metazoa; Chordata; Mammalia; Monotremata; Tachyglossidae. The record is from RefSeq and is a predicted model, not a curated record. Gene Ontology annotation, cellular component: intracellular anatomical structure; nucleolus. Gene Ontology annotation, biological process: positive regulation of transcription by RNA polymerase I. The transcript has 12 exons. Gene Ontology annotation, molecular function: RNA binding.